Messenger RNA from Strongylocentrotus purpuratus (purple sea urchin), 2762 nucleotides. RefSeq names its product target of rapamycin complex subunit lst8-like. Gene Ontology annotation, cellular component: TORC1 complex; TORC2 complex. Bases 121 to 1068 code for a protein of 315 amino acids. The transcript has 8 exons. NCBI's taxonomy places the organism in Eukaryota, Metazoa, Echinodermata, Echinoidea, Camarodonta, Strongylocentrotidae. The record is from RefSeq and is a predicted model, not a curated record. Gene Ontology annotation, biological process: TOR signaling; regulation of actin cytoskeleton organization. Gene Ontology annotation, molecular function: protein binding.
UCCCCCACCCGGAAGUUCAACAAAACAACCAACAACACAGCAGAGCUUUACAAUUUGUAUUUCUGUCUAGGGCCUAGAUAUAGAUUUGGAGUUUCUUAAUUUGCCGGCUUUUGCACAAUAAUGGGAAAUCCUAGCGAUCAAAUUAUCCUUGCUACUGCUGGCUAUGACCAAACCAUUCGUUUCUGGCACGCACAUACGGGUAUCUGCCACCGCACUGUCCAGCAUCAAGAAUCGCAAGUCAAUCACUUGGAAAUCACCCCAGACAGGAGUCUAUUAGCUGCUGCAGGUUACCAGCAUAUCCGCAUGUACGAUAUCAACUCUGGGGACACGACACCAAUCAUCAACUAUGAGGGCAUUCCUAAGAACGUGACAUCAGUAGGGUUCCAGGAGGAAGGUAAAUGGAUGUUCACUGGAGGAGAGGACUGCACUGCAAGGAUAUGGGACCUCAGAGCACAUAACUUACAUUGCCAGAAGAUCUUUCAGGUCAAUGCCCCUGUAAACUGUGCUUGUCUACAUCCAAACCAAGGAGAGCUGAUUGUGGGUGACCAGAGUGGGACAGUACACAUAUGGGAUCUACGGAGCUGCCAUAACGAACAACUGGUUCCAGAGCAGAAUUCCUCCAUCCAGUCGAUAGCCAUAGACCCUGAGGCGACCCAUAUGGCAGCCGUCAACAACAAGGGUAACUGCUACGUCUGGAGGAUCACCCAGGGUCAGGGUGACGGCGCCCUCUCGCAGCUCCAUCCCAAGACAAAGAUUCCCGCUCAUAAGAAGUAUGGCCUCAAGUGCAAGUUCAGCCCAGACUGCACGUUACUAGCGACCACAUCGGGAGAUAAAUCGGUGCGUAUCUGGAGGACGGCAGACUUCUCUCUAAUGCAAACGUUGAGUGUCGACAUGCAACAAUGGGUAUGGGACUGUGCAUUCUCGUCAGAUUCACAGUAUGUAGUCACAGCAUCAUCUGACAGGACAGCUCGGUUAUGGAGCAUAGCGGAAGGCGAGGUCAAACGAGAGUUCAACGGUCAUCAGAAGGCCAUUACCUCGCUAGCUUUCUGUGACAACAUCACCACAUAGACUCACCACUUACACUGCUCAUGCACUGUGAUGCAAUCACUGUCAAGAUGUAUAGAUGCCAUGAGAUUUGUCGUGGAAAACUUUGUGGUGUUCAAGCGAUUACAUGAUAAUUUCGACCGAGUGAUUGUGAUGAGCAUAUAUCACCUGUACAAAUGAUGUUAGAUAUCUGGGCCCAUCUUUAAUACAAAGAGUUGAUAUCAAUUGCACCUAUGUACAUAGGAGAUAGGAGACUGCAAACUUGCUAUUGAUUGAAGGCAAUCGCAACUCUUUGUAAGAUGGGGCCCUGGACAGCUGUGGUGCUUGGAGACUUCUUUUUCUCAAAAUAGUACCGCCAUGGUGUGGACAGCAGUAUGUGUUGAACUGUAUUAUACAUGUACACAGUUUUCAUCUGUGGUUUAUUCUGUGAUUCUGUGAUUUAUAAAAUGAAGAUAUAUAUUUUGUUUUUUGUCCUUAAUCUAUUCCAUGAAAGUGUAGUGUGGUGUAGGGUCAACACACUAUAGUCAGGUGUAAACUUUUAAGCACAACACUGGUCUUUUUUCUGACUUGGUUUUCAAUACAGAUCGAUCAAUUGAUCUUAUUUACUGGGUGUAAACCACACAUAUGUUUAAAUAACACUGGUCUUGUUGGGCCCCUCUUACUAUUUAGUUGACAGAAAAGUUUGCAGAACUCAACUUUAAUUUCUUUUUCAAGACAUCGGCUUCAUGCUUAUGAGAAUUUUCUGGAUUGUCCAAAGUAUGAACCAAGCAUGAAGAUCCAGGCACGAAAUUGUGCAGAACUGUAUCGAUAAGUUGCCUUUUUACUUUAUUUCAUGCAAAAAAAAGGGAAAAUAUGAAAUAAUUCAUAUGGUAUUUUUCAAGGUUAUACACCACUAUAUCAACAAUUAUGACUUUUAUAAUUACUCACAUAAUAUAUCCAGAGCUCAUUAGAUUAAGUAUCUCUGCAUUGUAUAGAUGUCUAAAAUAUUCAAACAAUAUACAGAUGUUCACAAAAUGUGCAAUUUAUCUUUUUUAUGUCCUAUUUUGUAAAGAAAAAGAUAAUGCAAACAUUCUGUUGGGGUAAUUUUUUUUUUUUCUUCUUCUUUUUUGCUGCAAAGAAAGGGCUCUGAGUUUUGAAAAUGAUGAGAACUUUAAAAAACUCUACACAACUGCAGACAGUUUUACCCUACCCAUUUCUACCCAAUAGUACAUUUGUCAAUAUUUUUCUUGAGCAUCAACAAGGCGAAUAGAGAGAGGGAAACAUAUGGUUUAUAUGUUACCCGGGAUAUCAAAGUUAAUCUAGAUAUGGUAGAUAUGAUUUAAAAUUAAAAGUUAAUGUAUCGGACAGGUUUAGAUUGACCAUUUUGACGGGGGAAGUGUAAUUCUUGACUUCAGUCUUACCAGUAAAUCAAAUUUGAGCGUAUCAUAGGUGCUGUCUGUUUUUUGACUAAAUUUCAAUUGAUGCCAAUUUCACUCUCAAUACUUUAUUAAUUUGUUUCACUUUUCCUUGAAGUCAAGUUUUAAAAGGACCCAAUUACCUCUUGUCUUGGGCAUUAAGACGAUACGAUAGGCAGUAGAUUCAUGUGAUUAGUGUAGUAAGUAUAUUGUAGUUCAUUAUGUCUAUUGUCAAUAUGAUUGAAGUAAUGAUAAAUAUAAACCUGUUGCAGGUGAACUUGUACAAAGAACUGUAAAUAAAGAUUAUGAUGAAAUGACACGAUA